Messenger RNA from Athalia rosae (coleseed sawfly), 2511 nucleotides. RefSeq names its product islet cell autoantigen 1-like protein (gene ICA69). Gene Ontology annotation, cellular component: Golgi apparatus. The record is from RefSeq and is a predicted model, not a curated record. The transcript has 6 exons. Gene Ontology annotation, biological process: regulation of transport. Gene Ontology annotation, molecular function: protein domain specific binding. The coding region runs from base 132 to 1829 and encodes 565 amino acids. Lineage: Eukaryota; Metazoa; Arthropoda; Insecta; Hymenoptera; Athaliidae.
UGGCUGCUGACUGUGGUGUGUAUAGAGACGUCAAGUUAGCAGACGUCGAGCACGUGAAAUGUCAAAUUUAAUCGGCUUUUGACCAAAAUAUUAUUUCAAGUUUUGUUUAUUUUACCUCAAAAUAGUUGACCAUGAACGCAUAUGACAGGGGAGCCUCCGGAAUGUCGGGCAGUGCCUUUGACCGCUGGGUCCAAAGAGCCGACUUACCUGAUGAUUCUGCUAUAACUAAAAUGCAGCACCAAUAUUGGGUCACAAAACAGGCUCUAUCCCAGAAGCUUGGUAAAAAAGAAGAUGAAUGCAUUGUAGCCUCUGACGCGGAACUGGAUUCAAAGUUAGAGUUAUUUCGAAGUAUCCAGGAGUCUUGCUCGCACCUACAAAGAAUAAUUGACAAAUAUCAAGAACGAUUGUGCAACUUGGCACAGGAGGAAAACGCGAUGGGCCGCUUUUUGAAAGAAGCCGGUAAACAGGAUAAAACUAGAGCUGGAAAGAUGAUGUCAGCCGUUGGAAAAUCAUUGUCAUAUUCAGGUCAACAGAGGCUUGCUCUUAGAGCACCAUUAGUCAGAUUGUACCAAGAGGUGGAGACUUUUCGACAAAGAGCAAUAGAGGAUACUUUACAGAAUGUUCAGUCUAUGGAAAAAGCUCGCACCGAAUAUCGUGCUGCGUUGUCCUGGAUGAAAAAUGUUUCUCAGGAACUUGACCCAGACACUUUUAAGCAACUCGAGCGAUUCAGAAAGGUUCAAACUAGAGUUCGAAGGGGUAAAUCUGCUUUUGAUCACUUGGCUUUGGAUUGCCUGCAGAAGGUUGAUUUACUUGCAGCAGCCAGAUGCAAUAUGUUCAGUCACGCUCUAGUCUUGUACCAGAGCACCCUCUUGAAUUUCACCAAAAAAUCUGCCCAAGCUUAUUUAACUAUAGCCAACAGCUUUAAAGGAUAUCAACAUUAUGAUUUUAUGGUGGUCAAAGAACUUGCAGAAACUUCAAGUAAGUUAGCACAAGAAACAGGCGGUACCAAUGACCUGGAUGACAAGGACAAGUUGGUAUUUUUUGAGUCUGAUUAUCAUGACAACAUCGAAGAAGCGCAAGAAGUUAAACCAACUGAAGACAAAACAGUUAGUCAAGUAAGCAGUAACAAUGAUAGUGAUGAGAAAUUGCUGGAUAUUGGUGAAGAUUCAGAUAAUUUGACCAACGAUACACAAUUGAAAAUGGCACAGUUGAAUCUUACCAGCCAAGGAGCGAGCAAAGACGAAGAGCUUGCAAGUUUCUGGAACAAGGCUCCAAACACGGAAUUUUAUGAUCUUCUAGAUACAAUGAAUCCUCAAUGCAACACAGCUGAUGAUUCGCAAGUUCCGAGAAAGUCAAAUCCACCAAUAGAUCAAGUAAAACUGGACGAAAGUCUUACUCAAUUGGACCUAGCAAUGGACUCAUUUAUUGGUGGUGGGGGCUUUGAUUUUACGACUUCACCGCUUCUUAAUCCUCAACAACAGCAGUCGCAACAUCCUCUCGAUUUAUUGACUUCGGAAACAGAUGCUUUGUUUGAAGAGAUUUUAAACACUGGCCCUGCUGUCGUUGGUAAUGCUGAUUGGGAUAUGAUGUCGGGAGAUACUUUUUUACCUCCUGGAAUUUUGAAGCAGAGUUUGGGAGCUGCUACUUUUGGCACACAUCAUAAAGAACCUGUCAGUAGCACAAGCGACAAUAAGAUUUUAUCUUUUCAGACUAGCAAAAACAAAUCUAGCAAAGCUGCUAACUCCUGGCUGGAUUUGUUUGCAGAGCUAGACCCACUUGCUAACAAUGCAAUGGACAGCCUCAUCAGUGAUGGCAAUGCACCUGCUUAACCUGAAGUUUUAAAAGAGAAUCUUUACUAUGAAUUAUUGUGUGACAAAGUCAUGUCCAAUUUUCUCAUAACGACAGUGAUGCCAUUAUCUCAUAGAUUGAUCUGGCUGUUAUUACGUUACCUAGUCAGUUAUUACCCUUAAAUUCAUAUAUUUUUCGUUUGAAAGUCCCAAAUUAUUCACCAUUACUGAUUAUCAAAAAAACAUCAAAACGAAAUAUAACUUUUAAGCAAAAAUAAUUAUACAUAGUUGUAUGUAUGUAUGUCUAUUUGUACUUAUCAAAGUAUUUAUCGUAUUUUAAGAACAUUCCGUCAUACAAAUUAGCAGUUUGUAAGAGAAUGGCAGAAAUUCAAUCUCGAGUGUAUCAUGUACUAUGAAGUCACUUCAAGAAUUUCUACCUAAAAGUCAUUCCUACCAAAGAUAAUUAUGUUAUAUACUAACGAUGUAUCCUCAGAUUUCUUUGAGCUUAAUUAUAAUUGCUUUGUAAUAAUGAUAUACCUAGUUUUUACAGGAAUUUAUUGUUUGAAAGGGCUUUUAUAAGUAUGAGAGACCAUUUUGCUAUGAUUUUAAAUUAGUUUAGUUUAAUUACAAAUUUUUUUAACUUUCCCUAUGCUGUACUGAUCCUCUGUCAAAUCCAAUACGAGAGGGUGCAUCCAUCACAAUAAAAUUAUUCUAGACAAUGUAA